Molecule: messenger RNA, 1637 nt
Organism: Prosopis cineraria
Lineage: Eukaryota; Viridiplantae; Streptophyta; Magnoliopsida; Fabales; Fabaceae
Product: ADP,ATP carrier protein 3, mitochondrial-like
Exons: 4
Coding region: 140-1402 (420 amino acids)
Biological process (GO): mitochondrial ATP transmembrane transport; mitochondrial ADP transmembrane transport
Cellular component (GO): mitochondrial inner membrane
Molecular function (GO): ATP:ADP antiporter activity
Source: RefSeq, a predicted model, not a curated record
CUUUUUUAUGCAUUUUCUCGGCGGCCUAACGCUGAUUUCCCUAUGGACCGUACUUAUUUCAUUCACUGAAGUUAUCAUUUCUAAUGUCUAAUUGCGAAUUGAAUUGCCACGGUACAGUCUACGUCAUGUAUUGUGUAUUAUGUGGUUCUUCUUAGUUCCGAUCUUCUUCUUCGAGGGAGGAGCAACGGCUUACUUCUUAGUCAAACUUAGUCAAACAGUUGCAUCAGAGGUCACCGUCUGUAUUGCUAUUGCAAUCAUGGCCGAUGGGUCACGGCAUCCAUCGGUAGUUCAGAAGAUGGCUGGAGAGUCAUAUCUUACGUCCAAGCUUUCCCCCAAUUUUCGCUCCAGAAACUGUUGCUCAACUGGAAAUUACUUCAUGGGAGGUGGUGAACAACCUAUUUCGCAGCUGGCAAGCAAUGUCAGUGGCAUGGCCAUUGUCCCACCUAUGUUGCCAGUUACUGCUCAUGCUCCAACAGAGAAAGGGGCAUCUGCAUUUCUAGUAGAUUUCCUGAUGGGAGGAGUGUCUGCUGCUGUCUCUAAGACCGCUGCUGCUCCAAUUGAGCGAGUCAAAUUGCUUAUUCAAAAUCAGGAUGAAAUGAUCAAAAGUGGUCGAUUGUCUGAACCAUACAAGGGAAUAGGUGAUUGUUUUACCCGAACAAUUAAGGAUGAAGGUGUCCUGGCUCUUUGGAGGGGGAACACGGCCAAUGUUAUCAGAUACUUUCCUACUCAGGCUCUUAACUUUGCUUUCAAGGAUUACUUCAAGAGGCUUUUCAACUUUAAGAAAGACAAAGAUGGGUACUGGAAGUGGUUCGCUGGUAAUCUGGCCUCUGGUGGGGCUGCUGGGGCUUCCUCCCUCUUGUUUGUCUAUUCUCUUGACUAUGCUCGAACUCGAUUGGCUAAUGAUGCAAAAGCUGCAAAGAAGGGUGGUGAGAGGCAGUUCAAUGGCUUGAUUGAUGUUUACAAGAAAACCAUUCGGUCGGAUGGCAUCGCUGGUCUUUACCGUGGAUUCAACAUCUCGUGUGUUGGAAUCAUAGUGUACCGUGGUCUUUACUUUGGAAUGUAUGAUUCGCUGAAACCAGUGGUUCUGGUCGGUAGCUUGCAGGAUAGUUUCUUUGCUAGUUUCCUUUUGGGAUGGGGGAUCACAAUAGGUGCUGGUUUGGCGUCUUACCCAAUUGACACAGUGCGGAGAAGGAUGAUGAUGACUUCUGGUGAAGCUGUGAAAUACAACAGCUCUCUGCAUGCCUUCCAGACAAUCAUCAAGAAGGAGGGUGUUAAAUCGCUGUUCAAAGGUGCUGGUGCAAACAUUCUACGUGCUGUUGCAGGUGCUGGCGUGCUUGCUGGUUAUGACAAGCUCCAGCUCAUUCUCUUUGGUAAGAAAUAUGGAUCUGGUGGGGGUGGCUAAGACACAGAUGACGACGACAAUCUAUUACAUGGGACACUUAGGUUGGUCCCUUUGAAUGGAAUAAUUUUGUGUAUGAAAGAUAAUGUUUGGGUUUUUCAGAAAAAAUAGGGACAAGAAAUUUAGAUAAUAGUAUUGCGAACUUGCAAUUUAAUUGUUCGUGACAUUGGAGCCUUUAAGCGGUUUAGUUUCCAGCCCUCUUUCAAAUAAUUUAAAACCGGUGGCUUUCUGGGUUAAA